UAACAAUAGCAUGCAGUGGAGAGAGAGAGAGGAUCAUGUUGAUGAUUUCUAUGUUGCACAAAAACGACAGUAAAAACAAAGGGGAAUUGGAGUUGGUACACAAAAUAAUUGAGGGAAGAGUAAAACGAAACAGUGAAAGAGAAAAAUGGGAGAUAAAAAAGGAGGAAGUGUUGCAGAGAAACAGCAUAGGUAUCUUGGGCUACAUGCAGAGAAGGAACAUGCAUUGUUUCUGGUGAUUCAGAGCUAGUUGGUUUUGGGAAGUGAAAGGUGAAGAGAGAGCUGAGAAAAUAGAAUGAAUGAGAGUGGUUCAUCGAUUAGCUAGGAGUUAAACUAGGGAGUAAAGGAGGGUAAAACAGUUGCAGAGCACAGAGAGAGUUGAUCUGUGGUACAGUUUAGGGAAUGCCUUCACGAGACACGAGUGUGUCAGAUGUUUUUGGGACGCUGAGGUAUCUUGCUUUUCGAGGAUACGUCCCUCCACAAUGUAGCAGGAGACAGAUGAAGAUAGAGAUUUCACUAUGGGCCUGUUCUCUUCUUUGAGCCUUUUCCAUCUUUUUCUGUUCAUUGGAUCACUGCACAGUUUUUCCCUUCUCACUUCCCUCUCCUUUUCCUUUUUCCCACUUCUGAACUGUUUUGGCCUUUCAAGAACUUGAUUCUACCAAGGUAGGCUUCCCAGUAGGACUAUUCAAAGGCCCCAGUAACAUUUUCCUCAGGCACCCAAUGGAGAGAACCAUUAGGUGGUUGAAGGGAUUGUUUGGGAUAAAGACAGACAGAGCGCGCAAAGAAAAUUCAAAUCCUGGCUCCAAAUGGUGUCACUCAGACAGAGAUUCCAGAGGUUUAUGUCAUAAUCCUACCACCAUUCCUCCCAAUAUUUCACCUGCUGAAGCUGCUUGGCUACAAUCCUUCUACUCAGAAACUGAGAAGGAGCAGAACAAGCAUGCCAUUGCAGUUGCGGUGGCCACUGCAGCAGCGGCUAAUGCGGCGGUGGCUGCUGCUCAGGCUGCUGUAGCAGUGGUUAGGUUAACCAGCCAUGACAAUGGCAGAGACACUAUGUUUGAUGGUGGACAAGAAAAGUUGGCUGUUGUCAAGAUUCAAACUGUGUUUAGAGGAUACUUGGCAAGGAAGGCAUUGAGAGCUUUAAAAGGAUUGGUGAAGUUGCAAGCACUAGUGAGAGGGUACUUAGUGCGGAAGCAAGCGGCAGCAACCCUACUCAGCAUGCAGGCUCUAAUUAGAGCUCAAGCUACAGUAAGAUCUAAGAAAUCUCAGGGACUCAUGAGCACAAAGAAUGAAGCACACAGGUUUCAAACACAAGCACGAAAAUCCAUGGAGAGAUUUGAAGACAUACAGAGUGAGUACAUAGCUCCCAUCCACAGCAGAAGGCUGUCAUCUUCCUUUGAUGCCACAAUGAAUAAUGCAAACAACAGUGUUGAUGGGAGCCCCAAAAUAGUUGAAGUGGACACUGGUAGGCCAAAGUCAAGGUCUCGCAGGAGCAACACAUCAAUGUCAGAUUUUGGUGAUGACCCAUCAUUUCAAACACUUCCUUCUUCUCUCCCAUUCACUCAUUUAUCCAUACCGAACCACAGGACUUUUCUGGACUCAGAGUGGGGCUUAACAGGAGAAGAGUGCAGAUUUUCAACAGCACAAAGCACUCCACGCUUCACCACCAACUCUUGUAGUUGUGGCUCUCUUGUUGUUGCCCCUAUGACACCUAAAAGUGUUUGCAACGAAAACUUCUUCUAUGGGCAGUACCACAAUUUUCCAAACUACAUGGCCAGCACUCAGUCUUUCAAGGCUAAAUUGAGGUCUCAUAGUGCUCCGAAGCAGCGUCCAGAUCCUGGUUCAAAGAAGAGACUUACCCUCGAUGAGAUGAUGGAGUCCAGGAGCAUUUUAAGUGGUACUAGAAUGCAAAGGUCUUGCUCACAGAUUCAGGAAGCAAUUAAUUUUAAGAAUGCUGUGAUGAGUAAGCUUCAGAAAUCCACAGAAUUUGGUAGGGAGACAACACCAACUUUUCCAACCAGAGGAGGUGGCGAUUGGUGAAACUUGUGAUAGUGUAUUUCCUUUUGCCUUUUCACCUUGUUAGUAGUAACUGUGCCUGUCUGCACCCCCAUGAUUGGCAAUUUGAGAACAUACAGUGAGGGGAGACAAGACAAAAUAGGAGAACAAAGAGAAGGUCCCCCUUGUAAUUUGCUCAUGGAAUUAUCUCAUCAUAAUCAAAUGUUACAGCAAUUUGAGUUUUUUUUUACUGAAA
Molecule: messenger RNA, 2245 nt
Organism: Vigna angularis (adzuki bean)
Lineage: Eukaryota; Viridiplantae; Streptophyta; Magnoliopsida; Fabales; Fabaceae
Product: protein IQ-domain 26
Exons: 4
Coding region: 718-2034 (438 amino acids)
Molecular function (GO): protein binding
Source: RefSeq, a predicted model, not a curated record